GCCGGGCCCGAGCGGGGUGGGUAGGGGACGCGAGGCGGAGCGGGGCCCCACACAGGCCGCGGCGGCUGGCUCGGGCCCCUACGGUCCCGGCGGCGGCUGGAGGAGGAAGCCAGGCGGCUGGCGGAGGAGGAGAGACGGAGGAGGCCGAGGCCGGAGCGCCGCUCGCCGCAGACUUACUUCCCCGGCUCAGCAGGGAAAGAUGGGAAAGCUUGAAGACCAAAGGAAGCCUUUAAAUGUCAGAUAGGGCCGAGACAAGCGUGCCCGGUGGUGGGGUACAGAGGCUGCAUCCUUGGAGUGAGUUCAGAAGUCUUGGCUAAGUGGGGCCUGGAGAAGGGAAGACACUGGCCCAGUGGUCACCUGGUUCCUAGAAGGUGAGUGCGGACGGUAUGCAAAGUUGUGAAUCCAGUGGCGACAGUGCGGAUGACCCUCUCAGUCGUGGCCUGCGGAGAAGGGGACAGCCUCGUGUGGUGGUGAUCGGCGCCGGCUUGGCUGGCCUGGCUGCAGCCAAAGCACUUCUUGAGCAGGGCUUCACGGAUGUCACUGUGCUCGAGGCUUCCAGCCACAUCGGAGGCCGCGUGCAGAGUGUGAAACUUGGACACGCCACCUUUGAGCUGGGAGCCACCUGGAUCCAUGGCUCCCAUGGGAACCCUAUCUAUCAUCUAGCAGAAGCCAAUGGCCUCCUGGAAGAGACAACUGAUGGGGAGCGCAGUGUGGGCCGCAUCAGCCUCUACUCCAAGAAUGGCGUGGCCUGCUACCUUACCAACCACGGCCACAGGAUCCCCAAGGACGUGGUUGAGGAAUUCAGCGAUUUAUACAACGAGGUCUAUAACUUGACCCAGGAGUUCUUCCGGCAUGAUAAACCAGUCAAUGCUGAAAGUCAAAAUAGUGUGGGAGUGUUCACCCGAGAGGAGGUGCGCAACCGCAUCAGGGAUGACCCUGAUGACCCAGAGGCCACCAAGCGCCUGAAGCUCGCCAUGAUCCAGCAGUACCUGAAGGUGGAGAGCUGUGAGAGCAGCUCACACAGCAUGGACGAGGUGUCCCUGAGCGCCUUCGGGGAGUGGACCGAGAUCCCCGGUGCUCACCACAUCAUCCCCUCUGGCUUCAUGCGGAUUGUGGAGCUGCUGGCGGAGGGCAUCCCCGCCCACGUCAUCCAGCUAGGGAAACCAGUCCGCUGUGUUCACUGGGACCAGGCCUCGGCCCGCCCCAGGGGCCCUGAGAUUGAGCCCCGGGGUGAGGGUGACCACAAUCAGGACACCGGGGAGGGUGGCCAGGCCGGAGAGGAGCCCCCGGGGAGCAGGUGGGAUGAGGAAGAGCAGUGGCCGGUGGUGGUGGAGUGCGAGGACUGCGAGCUGAUCCCAGCGGACCACGUGAUUGUGACUGUGUCGCUGGGCGUGCUGAAGAGGCAGUACACCAGCUUCUUCCGGCCAGGCCUGCCCACAGAGAAGGUGGCUGCCAUCCACCGCCUGGGCAUUGGCACCACUGACAAGAUCUUUCUGGAAUUCGAGGAGCCCUUCUGGGGCCCCGAGUGCAAUAGCUUACAGUUUGUGUGGGAGGAUGAGGCAGAGAGCCGCACCCUCACCUACCCACCCGAGCUCUGGUACCGCAAGAUCUGCGGUUUCGAUGUCCUCUACCCGCCUGAGCGCUACGGCCACGUGCUGAGUGGCUGGAUCUGCGGGGAGGAGGCCCUCGUCAUGGAGAAGUGUGAUGACGAGGCAGUGGCCGAGAUCUGCACAGAGAUGCUGCGUCAGUUCACAGGAAACCCCAACAUCCCCAAACCGCGGCGAAUUCUGCGCUCGGCCUGGGGCAGCAACCCCUACUUCCGCGGCUCCUAUUCAUACACGCAGGUGGGCUCCAGCGGGGCGGACGUGGAGAAGCUGGCUAAGCCCCUGCCGUAUACGGAGAGCUCAAAGACGGCGCAUGGAAGCUCCACAAAGCAGCAGCCUGGUCACCUUUUCUCUUCCAAGUGCCCAGAACAGCCCCUGGAUGCUAACAGGGGCUCCGUAAAGCCCAUGCAGGUGCUAUUUUCCGGUGAGGCCACCCACCGCAAGUACUAUUCCACCACCCAUGGUGCUCUGCUCUCUGGCCAGAGGGAGGCCGCCCGCCUCAUCGAGAUGUACCGAGACCUCUUCCAGCAGGGGACCUGAGGGCUGUCCUCGCUGCUGACAAGAGCCACUAACUCGUGACCUCCAGCCGGCUCCUUGCUGCCGUGUGUUCCUGCCUUCCUGAUCCUCUGUAGAACGGAUUUUUCUCUUCUGUAGAGCUCGCUGCCCUGACUGCCUUCAGACCCGGCCCUGUAGCUUUUCCUUUUCUCCGGGCUGUGAGCAGGUGGGCCGUUGAGUUACCUCUGUGCUGAAUCCCACGCCCCCUCUUCCUGUCCUCUGUCCCACCUUGUUAUUGUAAGUGCCUUCAAUACUUUGCAUUUUGGGAUAAUAAAAGAGGCUCCCUCCCCUGCCCCUCA
Messenger RNA from Callithrix jacchus (white-tufted-ear marmoset), 2458 nucleotides. It is a transcript of the gene SMOX, whose product is annotated as spermine oxidase. Gene Ontology annotation, molecular function: polyamine oxidase activity. The record is from RefSeq and is a predicted model, not a curated record. Gene Ontology annotation, biological process: spermine catabolic process. NCBI's taxonomy places the organism in Eukaryota, Metazoa, Chordata, Mammalia, Primates, Cebidae.